Catharus ustulatus (Swainson's thrush) is the source of this 1430-nucleotide messenger RNA. It is a transcript of the gene MRPS18A, whose product is annotated as mitochondrial ribosomal protein S18A. Gene Ontology annotation, cellular component: ribosome; mitochondrial small ribosomal subunit. The record is from RefSeq and is a predicted model, not a curated record. The transcript has 6 exons. NCBI's taxonomy places the organism in Eukaryota, Metazoa, Chordata, Aves, Passeriformes, Turdidae. Gene Ontology annotation, molecular function: small ribosomal subunit rRNA binding; structural constituent of ribosome. The coding region runs from base 15 to 536 and encodes 173 amino acids. Gene Ontology annotation, biological process: mitochondrial translation.
CCGGCCCCGGCAAGAUGGCGGCGCCCAGCCUGCUGCGCGGGGCGCUGCGGCGGAUCUUCUCCGGGCUCCUGGGGAACAGCUGGGCCGCGCCGCCCGCCCGAGCCCUCCGCCAGGUCGUGGAGGUGACUGAAGGCAAAACGACCACAAUUGAAGGGAGAAUUAUAGAGGAUGCUGAAGCACCACCCCCUCCAAACCCCUCUGGCCAGUGUCCCAUCUGUCGCUGGAACCUGAAGCAUAAGUAUGAUUAUGUGGAUGUCUUGCUGCUGAGUCAGUUUAUCCGUUCAGAUGGAGGGAUGCUGCCACGAAGAGUCACGGGCCUCUGCUUGGAGGAGCACAAGAAGGUUGCUGUCUGUGUGCAGAUGGCUCACCGUGCAGGUUUGUUGCCAAACCACAGGCCUCCACUUCCUGAAGGGCAUAUUCCCAAGAAACCCAAGCUGAACAGUUGGGACACUGUCCAGGUAAGACUUGCCAUGGUAUUUCUCAUUUCUUGGACUUCAGUUCUUUGCCUUUUUGCUUUCUGCCUGAUUUGUUUUUGACAGUGAUGGCUCAUGAAUGUUACCACUUAACUGCUUUACUGGCUAUGAUUCUUUUGAAGAAAUGGCCCUGGGAGUAACCCACAUCAUCCAUGAACUCUUGAGUCUCAUGUCCUCACCUUCUCUUACGUAUCAUUUAUCUGCAGAAGCUGAACAUUGAAAACAAAUGAAAUUUACCCUGUCAAUGGAGAAUUACUCCCUACAGUUAAUUUUCCUCAUGUUUGGCCCAGUCUGGGGCUUUCACUCUUUACAGGGGAUCAUUUCACAAGCAAAUUUGUCUUGCAGCCAAGGAUUGUUCCCUCAUCCUCAGCCUGUAUUCUCCCUUUAAAAACUUCCUGCUGUUAUUUCUGCAUUUGUUCAUGCUCCAGUCUGGCAUGUUCCAGUUAAGUGCUGCAGCAACAAAAUAUUUCCACUAGCCUGUGAGGCUGAGGAAGUUCUAAGCAAUUUCACCAGCAUUGUAUAGGGUGACAAACUAUUCCCAUACUCCAGAGUCAUGUGUGUGCAGCACACACCAGAACCAUUUGGGAAACAGUCAAGCUCAGCUGUAGGUCAAACUUCUUCCUUUCAGUAAUGGAAACCUGAAUAGCUCAGCAGUUUUCUUUUCAGCAUGGAGGGUUUUACAUGGAAAAUGUGGACUAACAGUCUAUCCAGAAGAGUUGCUGAAUUCAAGCCAGCAUCUAGAUGUUCUUUUAAUAUGAAUAUAGCACUCAUGUUCUUCUGGCAGGUCCAAAGUAUUGGUUAAAAUGCAACUCUGUGAAGUUGUUCCCUAUCCAAAAGGACUAGGGGAUAUCACAGCUUCCCAGACUCUAGGGUCUGUCAGCAAGAGGUGCUGUAAGAUUAUGGAGUACAGUAAUUUCACAAUUACAAGCCAUACCUGAUUAUAAGCCGCACUUCCAA